AUGCCACUUUCGCACUCCCCCCGUCUCCUGCCCGCUGCUGAGAUAUCUAGGGAUCUCAGACUACAACAAGGCCAAAAAGACAUCUUCAACACCAACCUCCCUUUCCGUACUCAAGCUUGCCCAUUUCCAUCUCCCUCGUCCCCCCAGCUUUGCGACAAGACCAUGUCUACCGCCAGCCGAGCAAUUGUUCCUCUCGACAAUCAUCACAAGCAGCAAGCGCCCAUGGCUCUCGAUUAUGAAUCGAUGCCAUGGUCAGAUCCACGUCGCUUUCAGCAUAGCAGCCUUAUUCAAGACCCUUCUGCCUUCUGUCUGCCAACUCGCUUUCUCCCAGACCCCGAUUACGUUGGUUGCUCUUCGCAGUCCCAGAAUGGCCUCUCACACAGCACCAACUACGGCUUCAUCUACCCAGCACACUACCCUUCCCCCAGCUAUCCUCGCACGUACAACGACAGAGAUUUGUCUGGACUUCCCAGCGACACGACCACGUCCUACCCGCCUGCAAGCUUCUUCCACUCCCCACCCCAAGCACAUGACACGCUAUCGCUUCCCGAUGCCGAUACCCAAGAGCUCAUGCAACUCAACGAUGACUACGACUUCUACUAUGCCACGCACAUCAAGCACGAAGACCAGCUUGACUACAACAGCCCUUAUUCGGACAUGUCCCGCGCCUCAACCCCGUACUCCACCGACGAACAGCCCGUCGACAGAGAACAGCCCUACGCCCAGCUCAUUUACCGUGCUCUUCAUGAUGCUCCCGAUCACACCAUGGUCCUGCGCGACAUCUACGACUGGUUCCGGAGAUACACCGACAAGGCUGCUCAGAGCGAGACGAAAGGAUGGCAGAACAGCAUCAGGCACAACCUGAGCAUGAACGGCGCCUUCGAGAAAGUCGAAUCCCCGUCCGACUCCGCCUCCAAGGGUUUCAUGUGGCGCUUGACUCCCAGCGCUCUCCGUGAGGGCGUCAAGAGCACAACACGCUACCGCAGCAAAGCAAACAACAAGCGCUCCUCCCGCACUCAACCACAACCCCAGCGUCAGGCCUCCGGAUCAAAAGGCGGCCAAGCAGCCCGUCGCGCAGCUAACCUACGUCGCUCGCAGCGCACACGCGACCAAAACCCACGCUCCGACCCGUACGCCGGCAGCUGGGAGGCGGAGAAUGCCUACGACCCGCUCGCCCCAAGCGCCGAAUCACCCUACCCGCUGAGCGGCGACGGCACCAGCGACGACACGAACCCCUUCGCCCCCUACCUCCUCAGCCACGAGCCCUUUCGCCCCAUGCUUGGUCUCGCGAGCCACCUCCACUCCCCACCCCGCAGCUACACCGGCACGCCCCUUGGAUACCCUCCCGCGCCCGUGACACCGCUGGGCGGCGACACAGCCUACGCCCUCGAGCAGGCACCCGGUGAGCUUCUCUUCUCUGCUUCUCCGACCCCUUCGGGCGAUGGACCUGUCACGCCGCCGCAGCCGCACGGUGUGUGGGUCGAGGACGUCGCGAUGGGCGUUGACGUGUUUGACGAGCAGGCAUAUCACGGGGGUGCGUAG
This is a messenger RNA of Ascochyta rabiei, 1542 nucleotides long. RefSeq lists its product as uncharacterized. The transcript has 2 exons. The record is from RefSeq and is a predicted model, not a curated record. The coding region runs from base 1 to 1542 and encodes 513 amino acids. Gene Ontology annotation, molecular function: DNA-binding transcription factor activity, RNA polymerase II-specific; RNA polymerase II cis-regulatory region sequence-specific DNA binding. Gene Ontology annotation, biological process: regulation of transcription by RNA polymerase II. Lineage: Eukaryota; Fungi; Ascomycota; Dothideomycetes; Pleosporales; Didymellaceae.